UUGUUUGAUCAUUCAAUUGAAAUCAGAAAGCGGAAACAAUAAAUUUAAGAAUAUUAUGUUCGAUGACGAGCGUUUGGUGCAACUAGUACAGAGCCAUGAAGUCGUUUAUAAUAAAUUUUCCUCGGGCUACCGGCUGCCACUAAAAUGGCAAUCGGCAUGGGAGGCUAUAGCCAACGAUUUAGGAGCCACAGAGGAAGAAUGCACUAAACGUUGGAAGACACUGCGCGAGCGAUACACAAGAGAAUGCAAGGCGUUGGAUGCACCGUCCGGAAGCGCUGCAAAAAGCUCAACAGCUUGGUCAUUGUUUGAUCAACUAAAUUUUCUUAAACCUUACGUGAAACCACGAAAUAAUCGAUGCACAUUCAACGUGUUGGAGGAAACCGUUUCGCUAGUUUCACCUUCCUCGCAAAUGUCAUCCCCUAUUUUAAAUGAAAGCCAUGAUUUUAUGCCACAAUCACCACCGCUAUUUCCACUAGAAGAGCAAGAGCAAUUGUCGGGUGUAGUGGCACCCGGUCGAAAGCUCAAAAAGUGUGAUAAUGGCAACGAAGAAUUUCGUGAGGCGUUGGAGUUGUACAAAAAUGUUUGCAAAGAACAGCUGGCACCGAAAUGCAGCGAAACCUUGCGAGCUUUUGGACAUAUGACUGUUGCCAGCAUUGCCGAAAUGAGUGCUGAGAAGCAAAUCAAAGCCAUUCAGCUUGUGACGAAUACAGUAAUGGCUCUUAAAUUGGAGCAUAAGGCAGAAGUUUCGCCGUAGACUCCAAAUUCACAAUCUUCACACAUUCGGAAUGUGUAUCUUCAUUUAACAGUAUGUAUGUACAUACAUACGUACGUACAGUGGUCCACAAAAUUAUAGGAAAUUAAUAUACGGCCAGUUUUGCAUAUUUGUGUUUUGUUUAUUUAAUGUUUAUUAUUCUUUUUUUAAGUCUAGCUGGUUGUACAACGAACACCCAAUAAAUUAGCAUCUCAAGCUUUGU
Messenger RNA from Rhagoletis zephyria (snowberry fruit fly), 974 nucleotides. RefSeq lists its product as uncharacterized. Gene Ontology annotation, biological process: regulation of transcription by RNA polymerase II. The record is from RefSeq and is a predicted model, not a curated record. Lineage: Eukaryota; Metazoa; Arthropoda; Insecta; Diptera; Tephritidae. Gene Ontology annotation, cellular component: transcription regulator complex; nucleus.